Phlebotomus papatasi is the source of this 4999-nucleotide messenger RNA. RefSeq lists its product as uncharacterized. NCBI's taxonomy places the organism in Eukaryota, Metazoa, Arthropoda, Insecta, Diptera, Psychodidae. Gene Ontology annotation, cellular component: extracellular region. Gene Ontology annotation, molecular function: chitin binding. The transcript has 8 exons. The coding region runs from base 1 to 4650 and encodes 1549 amino acids. The record is from RefSeq and is a predicted model, not a curated record.
AUGAAAAUGUUUGCUCUCCAGUUUGGAGUAGCUCUGUCGAGUAAUGGAGAUACAGUAUUUGGAAAAAUCGGCACUGUGCAGUAUCCUUGUCCAGAUGUAGGAUACCGAAGACUUCCUCAUACAAAUUCCUGUGAUAAAUACGUCCAAUGUCUUGGAUCAAAUGCUUACGUGGUUAACUGUGGAUCUGGAAUGCAUUUCAAUGCUUUCGAUGGUCAAUGCAUGAGUCCCGAAUUGGCUGGAUGUAAUGUUGAUCGUAUGCCAUGUCCUCAGUACAACGAUCACAAAAAUCCUGUUUAUUUGACCAGCAACAAGAACUGCAAUCUAUAUUAUCUGUGUUACAACAAUCUACCAGUUCCAUUUACAUGUGCUCAAGAUUUAUUGUUCGAUCCGUUCUACUGGCAAUGCAGAAAACCAGAUGAAACUAUUUGUGAUAGAGUGGAAGUAACCUGUCCAGAGGUUGGACUAGCAGCUUUUCCACAUCCUAAUUUCUGUGAUAGAUACGUCGUUUGCUGGCACGGCGCUGACUACGGAGCCACUUGUCCGUAUGGUCAUCAUUUUGAUAUUAAUGAGCGGAAGUGUCUCCCAGCAUAUCAAGCAACUUGCUAUUCGCAAGUAACAACGCCGGAGCCUACAACUACUGAGUCUACAACACCAGAACCGACAACUCCUGAACCAGAGCCAACUACACCAGAGCCUACUACAUCAGAGCCAACAACACCUGAACCUACAACACCAGAGCCAACAACACCAGAGCCUACAACGCAGGAGCCUACAACAUCAGAGCCAACAACAUCAGAGCCAACAACACCAGAACCCACAACUCCAGAACCUACGACUCCAGAGCCUACGACUUCAGAGCCAACAACUUCAGAGCCAACUACAUCUGAACCUACAACUCCAGAGCCUACAACAUCAGAGCCAACUACAUCUGAGCCUACAACAUCAGAACCUACAACAUCAGAGCCAACUACACCCGAACCUACCACUACAGAGCCUACAACACCAGAGCCAACUACAUCUCAGCCUACUACUACAGAUCCUACAACACCAGAACCGGAGACUACGACAACAGAGCCUACAACAACAGAAUCUGAGCCUACGACAACAGAGCCAACAACUCCUGAACCAGAACCUACAACACCAGAACCUACAACUCCAGAGCCAACUACACCCGAACCUACCACUACAGAGCCUACAACACCAGAACCUACAACACCAGAACCUACAACUCCAGAGCCAACUACACCCGAACCUACCACUACAGAGCCUACAACACCAGCACCUACAACACCAGAACCUACAACUCCAGAACCAACAACUCCAGAGCCAACUACAACAGAACCUACAACUCCAGAGCCAACUACUCCAGAGCCAACUACUCCAGAGCCAACAACUCCUGAACCAACAACACCCGAACCCACAACAUCCGAACCAACUACUCCAGAAUGGGACAUAAGCCAAUUUGAAUGUCCAUCUGGAGUUAUAAGGUGGAAGUACGAGCAUCCUUUGACAUGCACAAAGUACAUUCUGUGCUACUGGGGUACAGCCAGUGAACAAGAAUGUGGCGCAAAUACAAUAUUCUACAAGUCUCUGCAAGCGUGCCUCUACGGUAACAGAAUCUGGAUUGUGCUAUUUCUUACCCAAAUUGUCGGAAUAUUGGCUGGAGUUCAGUAUCCUUGUCCACCGUUUUCACCCUUCAGACUUCCCCAUACCACAUCCUGUUCGAAGUUUGUUCAAUGCAUUGGGGGUGUUGCAACCGUACUUGAUUGUGAUGAAGGAUUGCAGUUCAAUUCCCUUCUAAACGAAUGCACUCUCCCAGAAUUUGCAAACUGCAAUCAUGAUUACGAUCCAUGUCCUCUCUUCAAUGAUCCUGAUAACCUAGUUUAUCUAUCAGAUAGUGAAUCAUGCGAAAACUACUACUUGUGCUACAACAAUCAACCUAACCCUUUCCGCUGUAUCGAUGGGCUCCAUUGGGAUAACGAGAGAAAUCAAUGUCGACGUCCUGCAGAUGCUGGUUGCGCACCAUCUGGAGUGAUUUGUCCUCCAUAUGGUACUGCUCUAGUCCCCAGCCCGGUGUCUUGUGAGUACUUUUAUUUCUGCAUCGAUGGUCAUGGAUAUGGAUCUCAGUGCCCAGACGAAACACUGUUUGACAUUGAGAGGAACUUCUGUGUACCUGCUGAUGAGGCUACGUGCUUAGGUCCAAGACCAACGACCCCGACAACAACGACGACAACUACAACAACUACAACUACAACUACAACGACUACAACAUUACGUCCAACGCCGCCAAGCAAAAUGAAGAACGUUGCAGUGAUUUUAGUGGGUUUCUUUGUCGUUGUUGCCAUGGGAGCUCAUGAAGAGUUUUGCAUGGAUAAACCAAAUGGUACUGCAUAUCCCCAAGAAAAUUCUUGCUCAGGAUACUUUUUCUGUGACAAUGGCGAGGGCUUUGACAUGAGCUGUGAAGACGGUUUCCACUUCAGUGUCAGGGAAGGAACAUGUUUGAAGGCUGAAGAAGUCCCCUGCUACGAUGGAGUGAGACUGUGCAAUAAUGACAACGUUGGACACUUUUUCCAAGAACCGGAAAACUGCAAUGGAUAUUUCACGUGCAAAUCAGGAGACGUAGCUGAACACUUCACUUGCUCUAAUGGACUCCAUUUCAAUCCUAAUACGUUCCAAUGUGACUUCCCUUAUAACGCAAACUGCCAGUACAAUCAUGAGGAACAUAAUUACUGUACCGCUUACAGCGACAAUGGAAACAAGAACUUCUUCUUUGUUCCAGACGCCCAUAAAUGCUCCAGAUACUACUUCUGCUACAACGGACAGCAAAAGGAAUUCGUCUGCCCUGAAGGCUCUCAUUUUGAUCCUUUCAAUAACUACUGCACGAAACCUCACGAAGCUGGAUGCAAAGCUACACCAGAAUGCCCAACUGAAGGCUUCCACGUGUUCCCACAUCCUGCCAAUUGUCGCAAGUACGUCUUCUGCGUUGACGGCACUCCUCAUGUGCAGUCUUGCGGUCCCAACUUCUUCUUCGACUACCAAGCGUCAGAGUGUCGUGCAACUGACGAAUCAGUCUGCUUCGACCACAUUUUCUUCUCUUUUGAAAUGAAAAAUUGUACGAAUCAUUUUGAAAAUCAACUCAUUAUGAAAUCAUUCAAUAACUUUUUUUCCUUCUUAAUAGUGUUCUUCAGUGUUUUUCUACUAGUAUUACUACAAAUAACACAUACUGUAUCAUUUACCUUGCCACGACUUGCAGACGUGUGUAGAGAUUCACCGGAUGGAAAGACAUAUCCAAAUUCUCAGAAAUGUGGAACAUUUCUAGUAUGUCAGGACGGUCUGGCACUUCCAUCAGUCUGUUUCCAAGGACUGUAUAACCCUGAACUCGAUAUAUGUGACUCUGCCUACGUCUGCCCCUCAGACUUGGAUUACGAGGCAGAUAAUGAUAACCCGGUGCAAUUGCAAGAAACGACAGUUGCAGACGAUGGCGGAACAGAAAAUCCUGCAACUGAUGGUGAAGAAAGUGAAAGUGAAGUGACUGAAGAAGUGACAGAUGAAGUAAAUGAGGAUGAAACUACCCAGGAAGUAACUGAAGAAUCAACAGAAGAACCUACUGAUGAAAAUAUUGAAGAAACCACAGAAGAAGCAAAUGAAGAUACGACGACACUUGAAGACGAAGAUACUACAAUAGAUCCAGAAGAUGAAGAGACUACAGAAGAAGUGACAUCGGAAGCACCAGAGGAGGAGACGACAACAGAUGAAACCUCUGAGCAAUCUGAAACAACUGAAGAUACUGAAGAAACAAACUCUACAGAUGAAGAAAAUGAUAAUUCUACAACGGAAAGCUCAGCGGAGACAGGAACUACUCUGUCACCUACUGAUGAAACCGAUGAUGAAAAUUCUACUACCCAAACAACAUCAGAAAUCGAAUCAACAACAGAAGAUGGAACUACAAAUGAUGAGGAAACUACAACCACUGAUGAUGAUGUUACUGAUGAGCCCGAAACUGAAGAAACAACUACGGAUGAUAGUGAAACAACGACAGAUGAGGGUGAAGGACAGGAUACAACAGAAGAAGGAGAAUCUACAACAUCAGAACAAGAAUCUACAACAACAGACGAAGAGGCAUCUACAACGCCAGAUGGAGUAGAAUCUACAACACCAGAAGAGGUAGAAUCCACAACAGAAGAAGAGGAAGAAACAACAACUAUAGUAACCACAACUACAACACAAGAGCCUACCACAGUUGUUCCAGGAGAAGUCACAUGUCCCAUCAAGGAUCCAGCUUCAUUGCUGUUCCUGCCAAGUUCAGUUGAUUGUGGCAGAUACUUUCUCUGUUAUCAUUCACGACCCGUUCAGAUGGAAUGCCUACAUGGGAUGCACUGGAAUCAAGAAACGAAAGUGUGUGACUGGCCAGAGAAUGUAAACUGUUCUAUUGAGAAUGAAUCUGUUCCUGACUCCAACAAUUCUCCCAAGUGCCAAAGUUCACGCGGACACUACAUAAUGGCACAUCCGUCUCAAUGUGAACUUUACAUCUAUUGCUAUGAUGGCGAAGCGGCCAUUCAACAAUGCGAAGCUUUUCACUAUUGGGAUGUUAAUGAGGAGCGAUGCGUAAUAAAAGAUCGUGCAACUUGUAUUCUCGACUUGGACGAGUAAUUUUGUAAGAAUCCCUCAAUAUCUUAGUUCAAAUUCCCUUAAGUGAUAUUACAAAUAGAAGUAGCUGCACAUUUUUCUAGUAUUCCAAUAAAAUGGUCAACAAAUUAUUUAUGUAGUUUUAUGUCUUUUUUUUGUACAUUGAUAGGCGGAAGUACAGCUCUUUGCCACGGCCGCAGAAGAAGCAUUUCAGUAUCAAAGAGAUCCGCAACUGAUUUCCGUUUCAAUGUCUGCCAUGAUAAUAUCAACAGUGUGACAAAUAACAUUUUAACAGAGCACUUUUGCACCAUUCAAACAAAACCAUAUAAUUGUUAAAUUGAUAAGGAAAUUAAAUGUUAAGCUUCUAGCAGUG